Molecule: messenger RNA, 1218 nt
Organism: Brassica oleracea var. oleracea
Lineage: Eukaryota; Viridiplantae; Streptophyta; Magnoliopsida; Brassicales; Brassicaceae
Product: plant cysteine oxidase 5
Exons: 6
Coding region: 194-922 (242 amino acids)
Molecular function (GO): oxidoreductase activity, acting on single donors with incorporation of molecular oxygen, incorporation of two atoms of oxygen
Source: RefSeq, a predicted model, not a curated record
UUCCUCCUCCUCCUCCGGUCCAAACCGGAUUUUUCCAUAUCGUGUGUUCCUCCGACCCCUUCUUCGUCGCCGUUCUUCAGAUUUUUCUCUCACUCUUCUGCUCAAAAGGGAAGUGACUUGGAGAAUCAUCGAAGAAGGUGAUCUCUGUUUCUCAGGGCAUCAAGACUCCAACCUUGUUUUUUUGUUGUGUAUCAUGCCGUAUUUUAUUCAGAGGCUUUUCAAUACUUGCAAUGCGUCUCUGUCACCUAAUGGACCUGUGUCCGAGGAGGCCUUAGAAAAGGUUCGCAACGUGUUGGAGAAAAUCAAGCCGUCUGAUGUUGGUCUCGAACAGGAAGCUCAGUUAGUGCGUAACUGGUCCGGUCCUGGGAGCGAGCGUAAUGGAAACCAUAAUUCUCUGCCAGCGAUUAAAUACCUUCAUUUACACGAGUGUGACAGCUUCUCGAUUGGAAUUUUCUGCAUGCCACCUUCGUCAGUCAUACCACUACAUAACCAUCCAGGCAUGACAGUGCUAAGCAAGCUCGUUUACGGUUCAAUGCACGUCAAGUCAUAUGAUUGGGUUGACCCUGAUCCAUCAGAGCUAGACGAUCCAUUACAAGCAAGACCUGCAAAGCUGGUGAAGGAUACUGAUAUGACAGCCCCCUGCCCAUCAACCACUCUAUAUCCAACAACAGGCGGCAACAUCCAUUGUUUCAAAGCCAUUACUCAUUGUGCUAUCUUUGAUAUCUUAUCUCCUCCGUAUUCGUCUACUCAUGGAAGGCAUUGCAACUAUUUCCGGAAAUCCCCAGUGCAGGACUUGCCUAGUGAGAUUGAAGUGAUGAACGGAGAAGUGAUCUCAAAUGUGACAUGGCUUGAAGAGUAUCAACCCCCAGAUAACUUUGUGAUAUGGAGAGUUCCGUACAGAGGCCCUGUGAUUAGAAAAUGAGAUUGUAAAAAGAUCUUAAGCAAACUAGACAAGAGCAGAAAAGAGGAAGGAGCUUACCAUCAGGAGAAUAAAAUUGGUACACCGUCGGAAGGCUUGCUGCUUUGUGAUCAAGAAGGUUCUUACAUACUUGUGAGCUUCAGCCUACUUCACUGUAUUAUAAUGUUUUACUAUUACACACAUCUUUUCGAUUACUCUACUAUAGUUUUAUAUGAUAAAUUUUUGUCUUCCAUAAACACAAUUGCUCAAAAACAUUGUAUUUUUCAUUGAUUAUUUCGUCGAUCAUUGGCCUUUGGUUA